This is a messenger RNA of Chenopodium quinoa (quinoa), 1439 nucleotides long. RefSeq names its product mediator of RNA polymerase II transcription subunit 7a-like. Gene Ontology annotation, cellular component: core mediator complex; mediator complex. Gene Ontology annotation, molecular function: transcription coregulator activity. The record is from RefSeq and is a predicted model, not a curated record. Gene Ontology annotation, biological process: regulation of transcription by RNA polymerase II. Lineage: Eukaryota; Viridiplantae; Streptophyta; Magnoliopsida; Caryophyllales; Amaranthaceae. The transcript has 5 exons. Bases 103 to 609 code for a protein of 168 amino acids.
UUUCCCGUUAUUUUUUUUAUUGUUUUUUAAAAUUAAAAAAAAAAACACCAGUCUCUCUAACAUCUGCCCAAAGCAGCAGCAGCCAUCAUCGCCGCCUUGCAAAUGGCGACAGCAACAUAUCCUCCACCACCACCAUUUUACAAGCUUUACAAAGAUUAUUCUCAAAACCCUAAAUCUGCUCCUGAACCUCCUCCUCCUAUCGAAGGCACCUACACCUGUUAUGGCGCUACUUACACCACUGAUGAUGUGCUUCCGAGUUUGGAAGAUCAAGGUGUUCGACAGAUGUACCCUAAAGGGCCUAAUAUAGAUUUCAAGAAAGAAUUGAAGACGCUCAAUAGGGAGUUGCAGCUGCAUUUGUUGGAGUUAGCUGACAUUCUUGUUGAAAGACCAUCACAGUAUGCUAGGAGAGUGGAAGAGAUAUCACUUAUGUUCAAGAAUCUUCAUCACCUGCUCAAUUCACUACGUCCUCACCAGGCUAGAGCAACACUGAUCCACAUUCUAGAGCUUCAAAUACAACGCAGAAAACAAGCUGUUGAGGAUAUUAAAAGGAGGCGAGAAGAGGCACAAAAACUUCUGAAGGAAGCACUUGGAACUUUGGAAGGACAGUAGCUCUUUCAUAAAAGAAUUUUCAAUGAAGUGAUUGUGCAUUAUUCAACACUGAUUAGCACAGUAUGAUGAUCUUGAUCUCUACUUUGCUUCUGUACUGUGGUUGCACAUAAGAAAACUUGGGAGGAUCUACGCAAACCAAAUCAAUGGCUGUGUUACUGGAUGGAUACGUUGAUUCUGUGUGGGAGUUUACUCAUGAUGGUGAUUAUCCCAUUGCUGAUAUGGUAUGCUUGUGAGGAAAUUAACAUGAAGAAUCUGAUGAUCUUUGUAUAUUAGGACUAAUAUAAUGAUGUUACUGUAUCCGGACUACUGGUAACUGUAUUCCCAUAAGUCUGGAAUUGAUGAUAUCAAUUAACUAAUCAGCUAAACUACCACUAGACACUAGUAUUUAGUAGUAUUACGAAUCCCCCUGGGCACAUAGGCCCUAAUUGUUUGGCUUGCAAAUAGGAGGGCAAUCUAGGGUUCGGCGGUACAUUUUUCUCUCUUAAACGUACAAUGGUACAUUUUUGUGUACUAUUAUGAAUGUAUAAUGUACCGUUAAAGCAUAAAUUGUAUGAAUAGUCUGGAAUUGAUGAUAUAAAUUAAUUAAUCAGCUAAACUACCACUAGACACUAGUAUUUAGUAGUAUUACGAAUCCCCCUGGGCACAUAGGCCCUAAUUGUUUGGCUUGCAAAUAGGAGGGCAAUCUAGGGUUCGGCGGUACAUUUUUCUCUCUUAAACGUACAAUGGUACAUUUUUGUGUACUAUUAUGAAUGUAUAAUGUACCAUUAAAGCAUAAAUUGUAUGAAUAGUACUUUUUGUGUACUAUUAUGCAUGUAGUGGUUAUUUUUGCC